Molecule: messenger RNA, 1275 nt
Organism: Emiliania huxleyi CCMP1516
Lineage: Eukaryota; Haptophyta; Isochrysidales; Noelaerhabdaceae
Exons: 4
Coding region: 1-1275 (424 amino acids)
Source: RefSeq, a predicted model, not a curated record
AUGCUGCUCUUGAGCCUCACCAGCGCGGCCGCGCUACGUCCUGGCCCGCUCCGCCCUCAGGCAGUGUGCCGUCGCCGCGCCGCCCUGAUGUCAGACGAUGCUCGCGGCACGCCGCUCGGUGACCUUGCCGACAAGCUCUCCAUCGGCGAACGGAUCGGCCAGGGCACAAAGAACUCGUGGGUGAAUCCGGCCUACUGGAACCGCCAGUUCGUCACCGCGUCCCACAUCGCCAACAACGUCCCGAACGGCUCGACGGUGCUCGAGCUGGGAAAGGACGCGAAGAACCUGUACUACGUGCCGUCGCCCGAGGCGAUGACGCUGGUCGUGCCGCCGUCAAACCUCAUCGUCGAGCAGGGCCCCAUCCGAGAGGCCGCCGCGAAGCUGCGCGUCCCAUUCUCGCUCUUCACAGAGACGCCCCUCGACGCGGUCCCGCUCACCGCCGCAUCGUUCGACGCCGCCCUCCUCUUCGACAUGCUCGACGGAGCCCCAGAGCAGGCGGCGUACGGCGCAGUCUCGCUCCUCGCGAACGCGCUCAAGCCCGGCGGCGUGCUGCUCUUCGCGGAGCGGGAGGGCGCAAACUUGCCCGCCAUCUGCGCCGACUUCAACCUCCAAGCGGCCCCUAGCCGCGAGGAGAAGGAGGCGGAGCGGGCGAGGCGGAAGGAGGAGAAGGUGGAGAGCAAGGCGAGGGCGGAGGAGGCGCGCAGGGCGGAGGAGCAAGCGAGGGCGGAGAAGCAAGCGAGGGCGGCGGCGGAGGCGGAGGCGAGGGCGGCGGCGGAGGCGGCGGUGGAGGCGAGGGCGGCGGCGGAGGCGGAGGCGGCGAGGGCGGCGGAGGCGGCGAGGGCGGCGGAGGCGGCGAGGGCGGCGGAGGCGGCGAGGGCGGCGGAGGCGGCGAGGGCGGCGGAGGCGGCGAGGGCGGCGGAGGCGGCGAGGGCGGCGGAGGAGGAGGCGGCGGCAGAAGCGGCGGCAGAAGCGGCGGCAGAAGCGGCGGCAGAAGCGGCGGCAGAAGCGGCGGCAGAAGCGGCGGGGGCUGCGGCUGCAGAGCGGGCGGCGGCGGCGGCGGCGGCGGCGGCAGCGGACGAGGUGGCGCUGGACGCCGCGUUUGCGGCGGCCGAGGAGGCGGGCGUGGACAACGACACGCUCGAGCGGGUCGAGGACGAGGUUCAGAUCACGAUUCCUGACGGGGCGAUUGCGGGCACGGCCGUCGUCGUGCCGGAGGGCAGCGGGCCAGGCCAGGUGCUCGCGUUCGACUUGCCCGCGGCGCCGGAGGCAGAGUAG